Molecule: messenger RNA, 2007 nt
Organism: Paraphaeosphaeria sporulosa
Lineage: Eukaryota; Fungi; Ascomycota; Dothideomycetes; Pleosporales; Didymosphaeriaceae
Product: Pet127-domain-containing protein
Exons: 2
Coding region: 1-2007 (668 amino acids)
Biological process (GO): mitochondrial RNA 5'-end processing
Cellular component (GO): mitochondrion; mitochondrial envelope
Source: RefSeq, a predicted model, not a curated record
AUGCGCAAGGAGAUUGACGCGAUAAACAAGAGGAACCAAAAGGUGCUGGGAGAUGCUCCGGGCAAACAUGGCUCUGACAAACCGCUGAAGAAGGCGUCCGGGGGCAAAAGCUUGAAGGAAGCUCUUCUUGGGGCGACAGCGGCAAAAGAAGGCGGCAGGUCGCCGAGAACGAAGAAACCUGUCUUGGAAGAUGACUUUGCGAAGCUCGAUAUCAAGCACCUGAACCCUGAAGAGCUGGAUUUCCAGCCUGUCGAUUACGAGAUUCCCCCCGUUCCGAGACUCGCAUAUGGCUUGGAUCGCGUCCUCUUCAACCCUGGCGUCUAUCGUCUCCAGGAUCCGCGCACGCGCGUUUACAACUUCGACCCAUAUCUUGAAAAGAUCAUGAACGUCAACGAGUUCAACUUCUCGGCAUUGAGCGAAUACAAGACUUCGUCCAAGGAUGAGGAGCUUUUGGCACUCACCAAGAAGAUGGAGACCAAAUUCACUGGAUCUACAUCGAGCAUGUCAGGCGUAUUGCAACACUUCCAUUUCCUACUUUCCAACUUCCGCCCGCUCAACCACGACAUGCUCUCACAAGAGUUCCCAAAGCCGACGAGCAAGUUCUCCAAGAUCACUCUGGGUCCAAGCGCCAUCUUUCUCCGAAGGAAAGAUGGCCUGUAUGCUAUUGAUGCAGACAAAGCUUUUGAUUCGCCCAACAUCAUGAGCUGGCUAGGACACUCACUUGAGAAGCUGUUGACUGUGGAUCGUAAGGAAUUCGAGCGAUAUCGUCGCUCAAGUGGGGAUGCUGUCCCGGGCGAGGACGAGUCGGCUAGGUGCUACCAUUACUCCAAACUUGGUAACUUCCUUAUGCGGUCUCAGCUAGACGCAUAUGACCCGCGAUUGCCUGGGAAAGGCAUCUUUGACCUGAAAACGCGCGCCGUGGUGUCGAUACGCAUGAACCACGAAGAAUACGAGACUGGGAAGGGGUACCAAAUCCGCUAUGACCGUGGUGAAUGGGAGUCCUACGAACGCGAGUUCUACGACAUGACCAGGGCUACCAUGCUCAAAUACUCCCUGCAAGUGCGCAUGGGGCGCAUGGACGGCAUUUUUGUCGCGUACCACAACGUCGAGCGCAUCUUUGGAUUCCAGUAUCUUCCAAUUGAGGACAUGGACAAUGUGCUGCAUGGGCAGAAGGACACAUGCCUCGGCGACCAAGAAUUCAAGAUGAGCAUCAGCUUGUUGGACGAGCUAAUGCAAAAGGCCACUGAACAGUAUCCCGAUCAAACAUUGCACAUGCACUUCCACACGCACCAGAGCAACCGCGGCAACCCACCUUUCAUGUACAUCUUUGCCGAGCCCGUCACCGAGGAACGAGCAGACGAGAUACAGAACAAGAGUCAAGACGCUCAAAGGGCAUUCGAGCGGGAUAUUGUCGGCAUAGUCAAAGAUGACCCCUCCUUGCAAGCUGAAUGGGCAGAGAUACAAGAUCGAGUCAAUGAGGAAAUGGGUAGCGAGGACGAUUUAGACAUGAAGAAAGCGGAGGGAGCUCAAGACGAGGAAUCCAUCGCGAAUGCACUGGAGCAGUCGGGUGAAGAGACUUCCCAAGUGACGGACGAGCCAACCCCAGAAAACACCCAAGAUUCCGAUGCGCCCGAAGAACCCAAGGGCCCAUUGAUGGGGUGGACAUUGGCAGUCCGUCACCGCCUCAACGGAGAAUACGUGGAACGGCCAGCGAAGCUCACGCCCGACGACAGCUGGACACUUGAAUACCAUAUCCGCGAGCUGGCCGAGUCGGACCGGUGGAGUCUUUACGAAAAAGUCAAAAAGACGCGCGAUAAUCUCAUUGGCGAGGCGCGAGACAAGGAGGGUAACAAAGGGUUAGACCAAUAUCGCCAAUUGAUCAAGAGAUACAGCGACAAAGGUCGUGCGUGGAGGGAGGAGCAGGAUGCGCUGGCGGCACAGGUGGACCCCAUGGUGUAUGAGCCGCUGGGGCCAGGAUCGGAGAAGGAGAAAUCGAGCUCUGCCUGA